UUUUACGUCACAAAUUUGACGCGCAGUCUGUACACAGUGCUCUCGUGUCCGUCGAAACGAGCGACGCUAUCGAGUAACUCGAGUCCCGCAAUCGCCGUACACGAGUGUAAAAAUCGAGCGCGUCGAGUCGACAUGUGAAAAUCGAAGAAGUAGAAAGAAGAGGACCAGCGCGCUCCCGCCCGAACUGCCCACGAGUAUCCUCGCCUCUCGAAUUUUUACCUCGCCUCCAGUGUCACUGUAAAUUUCCUAUUCCAAUCGAUCUAUUCUCCAGGACAAGACGUCACUCUCCGUCAUCCCAAACAUCCACUCCAGCGCAAGGCGAGCGACCUUCCACAGCCCAAGUCGGCGCUCUCGAUGACUCCUGGAUUUUCGGUGUUAUACGUGUUUUCACGUGUGUUCACGUGUGACGCGUCCGCGAUCGGCGCGGUGUCUCGACCCGGGCGUCCCGACGCCUCCUGCCAGACGGUGCACCAUGUCGACGGGGCCUCCUCGAGGCUUCUCUUCGGAAAAAUGCGAGAGCAUCGCCACGCGGGAGCUCGGCUGGGACGAUUGCACGAGGCGUUUCUUUCAUUUUAAAUAUAACGGUGUAUAAAUAAGUAUGAGCAAUAGCGGGAGUACGCGAGUUCGAUCGCGCCGUCACUCCGAGUCGCGGCAACUUUGAGGAAUCGCUCCUGUCGACGCCACUCGGGGGAGUUCUGGCACCUGGGGGUUGUCGCCGUUAACGAUGCUUAGAGGGACUUUCCCGACGGGUCAGACCUACGUUCCGUGCCCUGGGACCAGAAUCCAGGAGACUACUCCGAGGGAUACCUGAAGAUCCGUGUCAUCGGAAACCAGGAGAAGGAAGUCAUUCUUUGAAAAAAGAUUUAUUACAUAUAUUUACCUUGUAAACUAUGAGGACAACGGAUUCUUUGUUGGCUUUCCAAAUUGAUCCGGCUUGCCAGAUUCAGAGUAUUUGUAAAUCUGACAUACGUGAUGCAGUUGUUUCGAAGCUGGUGGCAGCUAUACGAAACGCUGCCAUGCGCUGAAGUCCACAAGAAAAUCAGUCUUGACGCAUGUAUAAUGUUUGAGGAUCUUCGUUUGUUCGCUACCGGGCUUGCACAUUUGUGCGAACGAGGAGCAGCUGUUCCUAUGAGCACCUCCCAUUCGUUGCACUGUGAUGGAAAAGAUACUAAUCAUAAAAUUGGUUCAAAAAGGAUGGCAUAUGAGGUAUUCUUGGGUGGAUCGUGUAAUCCUACAACAUGGAGGUCAGAAAUAGCGAUACCAACUCUGCAAAGCCUUGGCAUCACGUACUACAAUCCUUCACCCAAUCUUUUCCAGCAAGUGUCUCAAUGGGGACCGGAGCUCAUAGCUCAAGAGUACGAAGCGAAGCAAACCGCUCGCGUUUUAUUGUUCGUCAUCGACAACCAGACUCGCAACAGUGCAGGGAUCAUCGAGGCAGCUCAGCUGGCAGCUACACGUAGCGACUCUCUCGUUCUCGUCAUUUACCCUUAUCGACAGGGUCAGACCAUUCUUGGGGAGACUGUCUCUACGCAGGAAUAUUAUGAUUUGAUGAAUGGGCUGCUUGUACUUCAAUACCUCGUCGAGAGGCAGAGGAUACCUAUAUUCGAGAGUGUCUCUGUCGCUCUCAACUGUACUUCUAAGAUACUCCGCGAAACUAUUACUGUACAGGAUCUGACGACCGAAGAUGGGAUCAGGCCUGUUCGGCUUUCUCUCGGUCAAAACGGGACGGACGUAAUAACGUUAAGAGAAAUUUUCAAGGCGAUAGACGUCAAUGACACUGGAACAGUAAGUUUGGGUGAAGCAUGGAUCGCGCUGCAGUCCAACGCGAAGUGUAAUGUAUCCGUUUCAGAGCUGCUCAAUACCGUGAACAAAUCAGAGUCCUACGAGACAUUGUUAAAGAACUGCUCCACGAAAGAGGAUCCGGCUAGUCAGAGGAUAAACUUCGAACAGUUCUGCACUCUGGCUGGAGAAUGGUCCAGACGGUCGAAGAACAACGGCGUGACCUGUGAAAGUGAGAUACCUUCAGUUUGGAGUAUAUUAUGUAGGAAGGCCUCAAAGUUUCUCCGCAGAGCUUUCGUGCACCCUUUUAACCGUUUCAUAGAUUGGACCAACUCGUUGUUGCCAGACUCCGAGAAGCGAGACUUAUACGUCGGAGUGGUGGGGAAGGAUUUUUUCUGGCUUGAGAAUUCAGCCGCCCCGUUGAUCGAAUCGAUGGGUUUGUCUCUAUAUCGGCCGAGCCUGAAUGAGUACAACGUAAGGGGAUUGCCGCAGGAACUGCAUCGCAUGAAAAACUCCCAGCUGAUUCUGCUGGUCGUGCCGCAGCACUCCCGUGGCAUCACCAUCAUGGCUCUGGCAGCUCACUUGAUUGGACUGCGCGCUAAGCUUGUCCUGUGUGUUCAGAUUCUCCCAGACGACUCCAUAGUCUCCGGAGAAAAGCUCACCCAACAAGCGACGAAGGACUACAAUCGAGGGAGGAUGUACCUGUCGGACUACGCAACGCGCGAAGGAGUACCUGUAUUUCACAAUGUCGCCGAUGCACUGCAGCACGCGAUACAGCUAGUUCAAAGUCCCUGUUGACUUAACUCCUGUUGUUUUCUCUCUUUCUCUCUCUAUCUUUUUCUAUUCUCCGUACGGAUAGGUACCUCAAUUCGUCGACUAAUUUAUUUUUAUUCGAAUCUUACAAGUGCCCUUGCUCACCUACCGUUCGGGUCCUCGUCGGCGACCCUCGUGCGCGAUGACGCCAUUUUGGUUUCCAAGGCGACGCGAAAGUGCGGUCAAAGAGGUCUUAUUAAUGAAACUUUCCUCCGAAAG
Orussus abietinus is the source of this 2811-nucleotide messenger RNA. RefSeq lists its product as uncharacterized. The transcript is spliced from 15 exons. The record is from RefSeq and is a predicted model, not a curated record. Bases 973 to 2577 code for a protein of 534 amino acids. Lineage: Eukaryota; Metazoa; Arthropoda; Insecta; Hymenoptera; Orussidae. Gene Ontology annotation, cellular component: plasma membrane. Gene Ontology annotation, molecular function: calcium ion binding.